CGGGUGAGGGCGGCGAUGGCGGUGACGUCACGGCCAGUGAUGGCGGGCCCGGGCCGGGCGCUGCCCUCAGGCGCCUCCAAAUGGGAGAUCCGGGAGAAGGUGUGGGAGCACCUGGAGGCCUCCGGCCUGGCCGAGUUCCCGCGGCCCGUGCGCGGCCGCAUCCCCAACUUCAAGGGCGCUGCCCACGCUGCCGCCAGGCUGCGGGGCCUGCCGGCGUUCCGGGCUGCCCGCGCGGGCUCUCCGCAGGCCUGCUGCUCUCUCGGGGAGCUGGAUGCGUUCGGCAGAGCGCGGGAGGUGAAGGUGGAUCCCGACAAACCCCUGGAAGGGGCGCGGCUGGCGGCUCUGCAGGCAAGGAAGACUCUGCUGGUUCCCACACCACGGCUGAGGACUGGGCUGUUCAAUAGGAUUGUUCCCCCUCCAGGUGCCACCAAGGAGAUCCUGAGAAGAUGUGCCACGUCUCAGGGUGUCAGAGACUACAGCGUGCCUGUGGGGCUGGAUGGGAAAGCACAAGUGGAUUUGGUUAUUGUGGGAUCAGUGGCUGUCUCUGAAAAAGGCUGGAGAAUUGGCAAAGGGGAAGGUUAUGCAGACAUGGAAUAUGCAAUGAUGGUGUCCAUGGGUGCAGUGCAGGAGGACACACCUGUGGUUACCAUUGUGCACGACUGCCAGGUGCUUGACAUAGCAGAGGAGCUGCUGGAUGAUCAUGAUUUAACUGUGGAUUACAUCCUCACUCCAACAAGGACUAUCCAGACUAAUUGCAAACGACCUAAACCUCAGGGAAUAAUGUGGCACAAGGUCAGCUCUGAGAUGCUGGGAAAAAUCCCCAUCCUAAAGACUCUUAGAAGCAGGGAGAAGCAGGCUGGCAAGGAUGUCACCCUCCAGGAUGAGCACCCAGCCUUGGCAAACACCAGCAGAGCAGCAAUUUCAAACAAGAAGGUGAUGGCUGCAAACACCCAACCAUGGGCUGCUCCAGGCUCAGCUCCAGUGGGACAACAUGUGGAAAGUGAUCCUGUCAAUUCCAAAUUAGAGGGAUCUGACACAAUUACCACUGUGUAUGUGGGGAACUUGCCUGGCAGCCUGAGAGUGAGUGAGCUGAAAAGUGCUCUGAGGGAAUUGCAGGUGACUCCUGUUAGGCUGAGCUGGCAGGGAGCACAGCACAGAGCUUUCCUGGAUUACAGGGAUCCAGGAGCUGCAGACAGAGCUGUGUCCUCCUUGCAGGGCCUGAGCCUUGGGGGCAAUGCUCUGAGAGCAGAGCUGGCCAAGAACCAGAGGAGCAAAGGGCAAGGAGAAACCAAUACUCACAGAUGAAUAUGGAGAAGAAAAAAAAAAAAAAAACCAAAACAAAAAAACAAGGUGUUUUCAUUGUUUUGUGAGAAGCCAACCUGAAGUUUUAAGGUUUUUUGUAACCCUCAGGUUUAACAAAACCAAAUUUCUGCACAAACUUUCCUCACUCCUGCACUUGGACAUGCAAAGGUUUGUCCCCACAGAGGAGCAUUUCUCUAGGAGCAAUUGCCCACAAAGGUUGGAGUCAGUGAGUCAGGGGUCUCUGAAUCCUUCACCCACACUCUGGUUUCGGUGCUGUUUGUAGUUUUGUUAAGCCUGGCUUAAAGCCCUGCCCCUUGGCACCUGCAGCAAGGAGGUUCCAGUCAGUCCAGUCAUUUAAGGUUACACCUACCCCAUUAUACCUGUCAGGUUAAAAGACAGCAGCAGGAAAUCUGUCCUGAGGGUAACAAUUCUGUUUACUAAAAAAAUGGGCUUUGCCUGUUGGGAGUUUUAAAUUUAUUUUUUUAUAAAAAUGCCAGGGAGAGAGAGAUUGUCUGUUUUGUGCCUUGAGGAAUGGCUGUGGAAACACUGCCUUAGUGCUAAUAAGAGCUGGAAACAUCAGGUGGGAAAGAUGAGAACCCUUUUCUGAGCUUUUUGCUAAAUCAGCCCUUGGCAAACCUUAGAUUUCUUAUUUCAGAAGAAAGCAAAUCCCAGUUUUCUCUGUUUUCCCCCCAAACUGCCUUUCUGAUGGAUCAGGUAAUUAUAAAACAGCUGCUUUUCCUGACUGUCUCUUAUGGGAUGUGAUUCCUUUGCCUCUGUGAAAUAACAUUAUUUUUAUUAUUAUUAUUGUUGUUGUUGUUGUGGAAAGCAGGCACACCAUGGUCAGAACUUGGUGCUUAGUGUGGCAUGGAAUUCUUUGGGAAUUUGCUGGAGAUUGUAGCAAAGCCUUUGUCCCUUUGUCACCAUCCCUGAUGGUGUAAUGGCCAAUAAUGACUAUAAUUCCCCCCUCCUUUUUUUUCCCUGGGUUUUCUAUUCCUGAAAAACAAGAUGAAUUUUGGCCCAGCCAUCCUUUCUAAACAGAAGCACUUUUGCCAGUGAUGCUGGGCAUAUAGUCAAAGUAAGCAUCUAAAUGGAUUUUGGUUUUUUUAAGUAAGAGUUGGAAACUUUUUUUUUUUAGCCAGGGAGUACUUUUAAGUGUAUUUUGAGCAGAUUAUUAUGCCUGGAGGGUCAGACAUUUAUUCAGUAUUAAAUAAAUGUUCUCAUCAUUAUCAUGUGGCUCUGUAGGGAAGGGCUCAAGGAAAGCUUUGGAGCUGCAUCCAGCCCUGGGAUCCCAGCACAGGAAGGACAUGGAGCUGUUGGACAGAGUCCAGAGGAGGUGCCAGGAUGAGCAGAGGGAUGGAGCAGCUCUGCUGGGAGGAAAGGUAGAGAGAAGGAAGGAAGGCUUGGAGGUGAGCUCAUUGUGGCUUUCCAAUGGAAAUGACUCCUCCUCCUGAUGGAGAGGGACACUGGACAGGGGGAAUGGCUUCAAAGAUGGGAUGUCAGGGAGAAAUCCUUCCCUGGGAGGGAGCCAGAACAGCUGUGGCUGCCCCUGCAUCCCUGGAAGUGCCCAAGGCCAGGCUGGACACUGGGCUUGCAGCACCCUGGGACAGUGGAAGGUGUCCUUGUUCCCAGCACAGGGGUUGGAACAAGAUGAUCUUUCAAAUCCCUUCCAACCCAAACUAUUCUGUCAUUCUGUGAACUUCUUGUUAAGUCAGCAAAGGAUCUGGAAAAAAUCAGUGGUUCCAUUCCCUUCUUUGUACAGCUCCAAGAGAUUUCCAGUAUCACUGAGUCCAAAUUCAGACAAGCACUGCACAACCCUCUGGGUCUCAUUUCAGGCCUUGUGCAUUCAAGGCUGGGAGUCAGGGUUGGGUUACUACCCAAACACACUCACUGCAUCAUCAGCUUCCAAAGCAGAGGAAAGAAAAGCAAAAAAAUAAUUAUCUAUCCCUGCCUGCCCCUUACAAGUGAUGGCAAAUUGAGUAAUGGGAUCAUUUGCUGUUCCUUUUGACUCUGGGAUAUUUCUUACUCUGCUGAAGAUGUCCAGGUGACCUUAGCAGUUAAAAGUCAAUGACUCUGCCAAGGAAAACUUCCAGCAUCUCAAACUUCCCCUGUUGCAUUUCAGGAGGAACCACCCUUUUCUGGUCAUAUUUGUGGGAAUCACAUCCUCUGCCUUCUUUCCUUUCUUCCCAUCUGAAGUUUCAGUGCAGAUGUGUUUAUGUGUUCUGGAAAUGUGGUAACUCUGCUUGCUUUCCUGUCAGCCCAGCCUGCAGCCAGGGGCCAGUUUUGUUUGGACAAACAUCUGGAUGUUUUUCUGUUUGCAGUUGUGGUUCUGGGUGAAGCCCACAGGUGAGCAGUGUCCAAAAUCUUGGCUCUUUCCAGCCUGUCACUUUUUUUCUGUCAUGUGUUUCAAGGCCACAUUUCACAGUAUUUACCCAAUAUCCAGAAUUAAACUCCAAACCAUGCUAGGAGGAGAUGCUGACUAGGGAUAUAUGCAAAUAUGAAACCAGGAGGAAUUUCUUCAUGGAAAGGGUGGUCAGGAAUUGGAAGGGGCUGCCAGGGAGGUGAUGGAGGUGUCCAAGGAAAAGCUGGACAUGGCACUCAGUGCUCUGGGCUGGUGGCAAGGUAAGGAUGGCUCACAGAUUGGAUUUGAUGAUCCUGGAGCUCUUUUUCAACUUUUAUGGUUCUAUGAACUGUAGUUAGGAAGAAAAAUAAUUGCUGUAAGCUUAAGCUUAUUGGCAUUUUGAAUGGACUGGAAAAAUGCUGCAGUGAUCCUUGUAUUUUUGAUCCAGGUAAUUAAUAAAUGUCAAGGUUUUUCAGGUGCUGCCAUCUCAGUCAGUAAAUUCCUCUCUGAAAUGAGUGCAGUUUUACCUUGGAGAGUCAGGGAAGCAAGGGCAGGGAUUGGGGUCUCAGUGCUGCUCCUCUCCAGCUAAAAGACAUUUUAGUGCCAAACUGCUGUUGAAUUAAAUUUAAUGAAUUAAAGACAAGAGUGGCCAAGGCACAGCCCUGCAUGGCCUUCUGGUGUCUCCAGCUGUAUGAUGUGGAUUUUCUCUUGUGGGCUGACCCUAAAGGAAACAGCAGACUGUGCAGAAAAAGUGAAUGGGGCAGUCUGCCUCUCUGAGCCAUUGUUCCAGGCUCUCGGCAUGCUCAGGAACGCAUCACUUAGAGCAAAGUCAGGAGGGAUUUCUGUAAGUCCACAAAACUCUGAAAUGCAAGAAAUCCUUGGGUUCUAAUCUCAUUAAAAAUCUCAAGGAAUUGAA
Molecule: messenger RNA, 4556 nt
Organism: Oenanthe melanoleuca
Lineage: Eukaryota; Metazoa; Chordata; Aves; Passeriformes; Muscicapidae
Gene: MTHFSD
Product: methenyltetrahydrofolate synthetase domain containing
Exons: 8
Coding region: 16-1305 (429 amino acids)
Cellular component (GO): cytoplasm
Molecular function (GO): RNA binding
Source: RefSeq, a predicted model, not a curated record